Vanrija pseudolonga is the source of this 192-nucleotide messenger RNA. RefSeq lists its product as uncharacterized. NCBI's taxonomy places the organism in Eukaryota, Fungi, Basidiomycota, Tremellomycetes, Trichosporonales, Trichosporonaceae. The transcript has 2 exons. The record is from RefSeq and is a predicted model, not a curated record. The coding region runs from base 1 to 192 and encodes 63 amino acids.
AUGGCCCGCCUGCUCCUCGUCCUCACCCUCCUCCUCAGCUGUGCCCUCCGCGCACUAGCCGAAGCCGCCAGCCAGGUGCCACACGUGCCCAUCCGGCCAUCAGGCCUUCCACACACGCCCGCAGUCUCGGGCCUAUUGACGAAGCAAAGGACACUUCCCGCUGCCCGCCGACGUACCUCGCCUGCCCCGUGA